Molecule: messenger RNA, 462 nt
Organism: Oppia nitens
Lineage: Eukaryota; Metazoa; Arthropoda; Arachnida; Sarcoptiformes; Oppiidae
Exons: 3
Coding region: 1-462 (153 amino acids)
Source: RefSeq, a predicted model, not a curated record
AUGCCGAGUGAACCUACCGGUGCCGCCAAUAGUCAAAGUGUUUUGGGUAAAGGUCUCUAUGAAUGCGACAAAAAUUCAUUUUUUGAUGCUAUUGUGCGAUCAAUUGAGGGCCAACAGGAGUACCAUCAGUGCAACUCAUUUAAGGUCAGAAAACGGGAUGAAAUGGUCUAUGGAUUAAAAAGAGGACGAUAUAUACCACUCAAUUCAUAUGGAUUUUCAGCACUGCUUGACAGCAACGGUGCUGAACACUUCAUACGUAUGGGCGCUAUAAUAGGUGGUGAGUGCGACGAUUCGCCUAUUUUUCUCCAGAAUCUAAUGGUUAUGUCCAACGGUUCCUGUGAUUCAGCAAAUGGUGUCUCACAAUUGCAUUCAGUUUCGGCCAAUUAUGUCAUACAAGGCAAGUGCUAUUCUACCUGUUCUGGUGAAGCAACAGUUGACUACUGGCCCGGAAAAACUAAUUAA